Molecule: messenger RNA, 1697 nt
Organism: Guillardia theta CCMP2712
Lineage: Eukaryota; Cryptophyceae; Pyrenomonadales; Geminigeraceae
Exons: 1
Coding region: 116-1669 (517 amino acids)
Source: RefSeq, a predicted model, not a curated record
CGGGAGUGAAUAUCAUAGGCAACAGGAUACAAGACAAGCUCAACAACAGAACCGUACCCAGCCCUCGCUUUCAAGCAUAACCCGUCUCGUGAUCUGCAUGACGAAGUGAUCUGCGAUGGAAGGAAACAAACCUAACAGAGGUCUAGAUGACCUCAUUGAAGCAUCAUUGAAAGCUUCUGCUGCCUCUGCCGCUCAAUCCCAAAGCACUCACAACGACGAUGACAUCAGAGAUAGCAACGCAAAAAAAAAGUCUUUAUCGUCCAAGCUCGCCCUCGAGAUCUUCGCUGAGCGUUGCCUGAAGACAGGGUACGCGACUGUAGAAAGCACGUUCAUCGCAAAGAAGUAUGGCGUGAGCUCCAAGACCGUCCGCGACAUAUGGAACCGCAGGACAUGGGCCGAGGCUACCAAGCCUCUCUGGACAGACGAGGAAAAGGAGUCGACGGAGGAGCUUGAUGCGUGCAAGGAGAGAAAACGGCAGGCUAACAAGAAGCGGAAGCUCGCGCACAUGCGGCAAGGAAACGACAAGAGCGGAGACUCUCAUGACUCCGACGGUCAUGAGAUGGCUGAGGAGAUGCAUCAGCCAGACAAAGAUGAGGGCAGUGUACAGGAGACCUGCUCGGGAUCAGAGACAAGCACCAUGUGCGAGCAGAGCUCGGCCAAGGAGUCCCAGGCGGAGGACAGCAGCGACGCGUGCAACCCCAAGGGGUCAUCGAGCGGCUCACCAGAGGGCUCGAGCAGCCCGACGUCAAGCAUGCAGUCAAAGUCAACGACCUCGUCGGACACGGGCCGGUCGGAGCAAUGCGGGGCGCACAAGGACGGCGUUCGCAAAUCGAUGCCAGAGCUGCUAGGGGAGGGGAAGGAACCGAAGGGGACGGAGAGGACAGGAGGGAGGGGUGGGCUAAUGGACAAUGGGUACAGGUCAGAAGGAUCAUCGGAGUGCUCGGCAGGGUCAAAGCGGAGAGGGGAGUCACAGCAUGGAGAGCGAAGGCGGACAGGGAAGGAGUCGGGGAAGCAUGCAAGGUUAAAGGAAGCUCAAUGCUCUCUAGCGUGCAAUCCGCACUCAGGUGCAGAGCAGCUGCAGACUGGAAGGGACAAGGAGGGAUCAGAGACUUCAGAGAGUUCGCUAGAGACUUCUUCGGAUCGGUCAAACAGCUCCAAGCAGGUGUUUCAAAUCGAGCCGGUAAAGUCGGGCGCGUCUGGAGAGAUCGCGGCCCUCCUCAAGAAGUUCACAGAGCAGCAGCAGCUCAUCCUGGAGCAGCAGCAGCAGAUCUUGAACCGGGCCACCCAAUUAGUCAAUCAGUUCCCGAUUGCUGUGGAGCAGCGAGCCUCCCAUGCAGAGCCGAUGCCUCAGCCGGGGCCUUGGAUGGGUGAGGCCCGGGGGAUGCUCCGUCAAGGGAUGUCCGGGGCUGCUUUUGGCAACUUGGGUCAGAUGAUGGCAGGAACAGACGGAGGUCAGGGCCUCGGGAUUAGAGCUGGGGAACAGGGAUCGUUUCAGGGUCAGGGUCAGGGCAUGGGGGGGGGUCUGAGAGAUUAUAUGCAGCUGGGUCAGCAAGGCCAUCAGGCUGGCUCUGGACAGGCGGACGAGUUUCAGCAACGCCUUCUCCUACAGCUCCUACAGACUCAGCUCUCAAGUUUGCUCCCUGGUAUGAAUCAGCAACACAGGGUCUAGGUUGAUGACCUGCUCGAUAUGAAGUCGC